This is a messenger RNA of Limanda limanda (common dab), 2831 nucleotides long. RefSeq lists its product as uncharacterized. The transcript has 22 exons. Gene Ontology annotation, cellular component: plasma membrane. Bases 107 to 2554 code for a protein of 815 amino acids. Gene Ontology annotation, biological process: proteolysis. Gene Ontology annotation, molecular function: metalloendopeptidase activity. NCBI's taxonomy places the organism in Eukaryota, Metazoa, Chordata, Actinopteri, Pleuronectiformes, Pleuronectidae. The record is from RefSeq and is a predicted model, not a curated record.
CACCUGUACGGCAGCACGAAGCGACAGCUCGGGCUUUACUGUCUUUAACUUUAGACAUAAUAGUAGAUCUUUCUGGAUUUAGCUGUUUCAUCCUUUAACUGGGAUCAUGGUCAGAAAACACUUCUCGAUCAUCUGUGUCCUGCUGUGUCUUGUUCCUGGGAUCGACAACAAAGACCUCUCCAGUGAGCAGACCUCCAAACUUGACAAGUACUCCAUUGUAAAUCCACAGGUGAUUCACAGAAGGUCCAGGAGCCUCAACAGACCGCCACAGCCUGAAGAGAAAGAUGAGAGGAUAUCGUAUGCACUCUCCAUAAACAACACACGGCACCUGCUUCAUCUGAAAGCCAACAGAGACUUUUUACACCCAGACCUUCUUCAGAAUUGGCGUGAGGCAGUUGGUAACCAAAACUCCUCAUUAAAACAACAUGUGCAUUGCUAUUACCACGGUGAGGUGGAGGGAUAUGAGGAUUCGAUGGUGGCGCUAAGCACGUGCUCCGGCCUCAGGGGCGUGAUCAUCUUUGGAAACGAGACCUACGGGUUGGAGCCUUUGUCCCAGUCUGCGACCAAUGAGCACGUCCUCUACCUGCUGAGGGACGUGAAUUCGGAGCCCGAAAUCUGCGGGGUUGUCCACGAGGCGGCGUCCAGGCAAAGCCACGAGGCCUUUGACCCUGGUCAAUCGCUGACAUCUCUGCUGCGGAGGAAGCGCGCUUUACCACAAACCAGUUACGUGGAGUUGGUGCUGGUUGUCGAUAACCUCAGGUAUAAUUUCAAAAAAAAGAAUGAGACGGCGGUUCGAGACGAGGCGGUGGAAAUUGCGAAUCUACUGGACGGGUAUUACAAACCCCUGAACAUCCGUGUUGUGCUCGUGGGCCUGGAGAUCUUUAAGGACAGUAAUCCUUUUAGUGUGGAGGAGGGCACUGCAGGGGACGUGCUGGGCCGUUUUGUUAAGUGGAGGAAGGAUACUCUGAUACCAAAGAUCAAGCAUGACAUUGGUCAACUCCUCAUUGGUCGCGGACCAUACGGCGGCGUGUUAGGCAUGGCCUUCGUGGGCACCGUCUGCUCCGUAGCGACCUCCGGAGGAAUCAACGUGUACAACGGCAACGGUCUGCCUAUGUUCUCCACUAUUGUGGCGCACGAGAUGGGACACAACAUGGGCAUGAAUCACGACGACAGCUGCAAAUGCAAUGGAAAAAGCUGCAUUAUGAGUGCUGGUGCCAACGGUGGCACCAGCUUCAGCAGCUGCAGCGAACAAGACUUUGAGAGGCUGGUCAUCAGGGGAGGAGGCGUGUGUCUGAGAAACCAGCCCUCGUCAUCAGAUGUGAUCGGUACUGCUGAAUGUGGCAACGGCCGGAUUGACAAAGGAGAACAGUGUGACUGUGGAAAACCGGAGGACUGCAAGAAUACAUGCUGUGAUGCUGCCACUUGCCAAUUGACAGGCGGAGCCGUCUGCGCUGAGGGAGACUGCUGUCACAACUGUCAGAUCCAAGUUGCUGGAACACCGUGCAGGAAGUCUGUCAACACCUGUGACCUUCCUGAAUACUGUAGAGGCGACAGUGGGUCCUGUCCCGAUGACUUCUACAUGAUGGACGGCCUGCCUUGCCAAAACAAUGCUGCAUACUGCUACGAGGGCAGAUGCCAGACGUAUGAUUUCCAGUGCCAACAUCUCUUUGCACCAGAUGCAGCUACAAAGGCGGCAGAUACUUGUUUUAGACAUGCAAAUACUGAAGGAACCAAAUUUGGAAACUGUGGCCCCCUCAGCAACGGAAAUUACAUCAAAUGUACUGUAGAAAACGCCAUGUGUGGAAAAGUUCAGUGCACUAACGUGAACGUAAACUCCCUCCCUCCUGGCGCCCAUGUCAGCAUCCAAGAUAUUGACGGCGAAACUUGUGUGAAUGCAGAUUUCAACCUCGGCACAGAUGUGUUAGACCCUGCCUACGUUAACCCCGGCAGCCCUUGUGCAAAGGGAAAGACCUGCGUGGACUUCAAGUGUGUGAACGCCUCUGCUCUGUCGCCCAACUUGAACUGUGACGCUCAGACCACCUGCAACGGCCGAGGGCCCUGUAACGACCAAGGACACUGUCACUGUGACAACGGGUGGGCGCCGCCAUACUGUGACAAGUCAGGACGAGGCGGCAGCGUAGACAGUGGUCCCGCUCAGAUAGACCACUCCCUCAGGGACGGCCUGUUGAUCUUCUUCCUGCUGGUGGUUCCUCUCGUGGUUCUCCUGGUUCUGGCCCUGCUCUACUUCUUCAAGAGAGAUUCCCUGGAUGUCUGCUUGAAAAGACGCCGCAAGCCACGUAAUCCUCCAAGUGGAAAUGCAAAUGGACAGCAAAACACAAAUGUUCAAACUCGUGCCGCAACCAAGCCCCCAGCACCUACUCCUCCUACUGAGCCUGGAAAUCCAUCGGUUACAUCAGCUCCGAUUUCUGGUUUCAGGUAUGGAGAAGUGGAUUACUGGAAUUCAGAAACGAGCGCUGCCCCUGCACAACCAGCAGCUCAUAGGCAGGGCCCCGGAGUGCCCAGACCAAUCCCACCCAAGCAGCUGCCGAAUUGAUACAUAAUAUUCUAUUGUAUUGAUAAUGUAUUGAGUGUACAACCGCUUAAUACUAUAUGAAGGGACCAUUUUAAAUUGCUGUGACAAAAGCACUUUUAUAGUGUCGCCUGUAGUCACGCGGUGGUGGAGGCGGUAAGAUGUGCAAAUUUUGAUUGGUAUGAGUGUGUUUUAUUUGAUUCCUUUACAUCAGUUAUUGCAAAUAUGUGCAUUUAAAAUGUAAUAAGUGAAUAUUUUGUGACUCAAUUAUCUAUUAAGUAUUUUAAAUAUUUUGAUUUCA